This is a messenger RNA of Microstroma glucosiphilum, 953 nucleotides long. RefSeq names its product iron-sulphar subunit protein of succinate dehydrogenase. Gene Ontology annotation, molecular function: electron transfer activity; 2 iron, 2 sulfur cluster binding. Gene Ontology annotation, cellular component: mitochondrial membrane. Gene Ontology annotation, biological process: tricarboxylic acid cycle; aerobic respiration; respiratory electron transport chain. Lineage: Eukaryota; Fungi; Basidiomycota; Exobasidiomycetes; Microstromatales; Microstromataceae. The record is from RefSeq and is a predicted model, not a curated record. The coding region runs from base 54 to 953 and encodes 299 amino acids. The transcript is spliced from 2 exons.
CUCCAUUCGUCUUUGUCCCACCGUGCACACUGCCUCCAACAAAGUCGAACGCAAUGUCGUUUAUGAACGCCGCUCCCCUGCGUAGGGCUGUUGCUGGACCUUCGUCUCUGGCCACCGCUGUCUCAAGGCGGGGGUUGGCCACCACGGCCCCUCGCGCCUUUGCCACUCCUGCCCAGGAGCCACCUGCUCAGGCGUCUGGCAAGUCGAAGCCCUCCCACAUCAAGGAGUUCAAGAUCUAUCGAUGGGACCCUGACCACCCAACGGAGAAGCCUCGAAUGCAGAGCUACAAUCUGGAUUUGAAUCAGACUGGACCCAUGGUGCUCGAUGCGCUGAUCAAGAUCAAGAAUGAGGUCGACCCAACAUUGACCUUCCGUCGCUCGUGCCGAGAAGGAAUCUGUGGAUCCUGUGCCAUGAACAUUGACGGCAUCAACACUCUGGCCUGUCUUUGCCGCAUCGAACGGGCGGGCGACACCAAGAUCUACCCUCUGCCACACAUGUACAUCGUCAAGGACCUGAUUCCCGAUCUCACACAAUUCUACAAGCAGUACCGUAGCAUCGAGCCCUUCCUCAAGGCUGACAAGACACCUGCCGAGGGGGAGCAUUUGCAGUCACCUGAAGAGCGCAGGAGGCUUGAUGGUCUGUACGAGUGCAUCCUUUGCGCCUGCUGUUCAACAUCAUGCCCUUCGUACUGGUGGAACCAGGACGAGUAUCUCGGACCUGCCGUUCUCAUGCAGGCAUACCGCUGGAUGGCAGACUCCAGGGAUAGCCAUGGCGACGAGAGGAGGCAGAAGCUGGAGAACACCUUUUCGCUGUAUAGGUGCCACACUAUCUUCAACUGUAGCCGAACGUGCCCCAAGGGCCUGAACCCUGCCAAGGCCAUUUCUCAGAUCAAGCAAGAUAUGGCCUUCGGCCCUCCCUCCAAGGAUGCUGACCGCCCAGUCAUCCAGGACUGA